CUUGCAGGCUCCAGAUGGGGUCAGGAAGUGCAUUGUUGCCACCAACAUUGCAGAGACCUCACCAACAGUGGACGGCAUCAUGUUUGUGAUUGACUCUGGCUAUUGCAAGUUGAAGGUUUUCAACCCCCGUAUAGGCAUGGAUGCACUGCAGACCUACCCCAUCAGUCAAGCAAAUGCCAACCAGAGGGCAGGCCAAGCUGGCUGAACGGGCCCAGGCCACUGCUUCAGGCAGGCAUGUAAUGGUGUUCCUGUUCCUGUCCUACCUGCAGCUUGGCAUCAGGUUAUACAUACUUUUUUCUCACUGGAGCUGUUUGCUGUCUUGAACUUUUGGGGGUACGAGAGCAGUAAGCAGGUCUUGAGCCCUUCUCUUUUGGACCCAGUGACUCUGCAGAGGAAACGCCAUGCUCUGGUUUCUUUCCUUGCCUGUCUUCACUUGUGGCUGUUCUGCCCUUGAUCCUGUGAGGAUAACAGCCAAGCCAAGCAGCUUUCUCAGUGCAUUGCUUUGAGGCUGGUCUGUGCCCAGGGAAUUACAGUGCUUGUGAGGGGUGUGCACUGUGCUGCAGCACAGAUACCCUUAGGCGCCGGGGAGGCCACAUGUUGGCCAGGGUAGAGGUUCCUCUCUGAUGUCCUGCUGGCUGGGGUGGGCAGCGGUGGGUGAGUCAAUAGUGGACACCAUGGCCCGAAUGUGAGCAGCAUGCUCUUGGCAUCUGUUCUCCAGGCUGUACACCCAAAGUGCCUACAAGAAUGAGCUGCUAACAACCACAGUGCCUGAGAUCCAGCGCACCAACCUUGCCAAUGUGGUGCUUUUGCUCAAGUCCCUGGGUGUUCAAGUCCUGCUGCAGUUCCACUUCAUGGAUCCGCCCCCUGAGGACAACAUGCUUAACUCCAUGUAUCAGCUAUGGAUCCUGGGAGCCCUGGAUAACACUGGUGGUCUGACCUCAACAGGACGUCUCAUGGUGGAGUUUCCACUGGAUCCUGCGCUCUCCAAAAUGCUCAUUGUCUCCUGUGACAUGGGUUGCAGCUCUGAGAUCUUGCUUGUUAUCUCCAUGUUGUCUGUACCUGCCAUCUUUUAUCGGCCUAAGAUACAUGUUUGCUCUUUCAGCAGUCUGGGGCUUUCCGCUGAUAAUUUGACUAACCUGUGUUCUUUUCUCACCCUUCAGGGCCGAGAGGAGGAGAGUGACCAAGUGUGGGAGAAAUUUGCUGUUCCGGAGAGUGAUCACUUGACUUACAUGAAUGUUCACCUGCAGUGGAAGAACAACUGCUAUUCCACAUUGUGGUGCAACCAGCACUUCAUCUAUGCCAAGGCCAUGUGGAGGUGAGGCUGUGGCAAUGAGGCUGUGGGUGGGAGCAUUACACAGGAGAGGGGUCUGACUGCCACAUGCCCCUGCAGGUGCGGGAGGUGCGUGCCCAGCUCAAGGACACCAUGGUGCCAUCAAUGAGCCUGGCAUCCUGUGGUACUGACUGGGAUAUUGUCAGGAAGUGCAUCUGUGCUGCGUAUUUCCAUCAAGCUGCAACGCUUAAGGGCACUGGGGAGUAUGUGAACAUCCGUACAGGCAUGCCUUGCCAGCCGCACGCUACGAGCUCUCUGUUUGGCAUGGGCUACACACCAGACUACACUGUGUAUCAUGCGUUGGUCAUGACCACCAAGGAAUACACGCAGUGUGUCACUGCUGUGGAUGGAGAGUGGCUGGCAGAGCUGGGCCCCAUGUUCUACAGUAUCAAGCAUGCUGGCAAGUCACGUCAGGAGAACCGCCGCCGUGCCAAGGAGGAAGUGUCUGCCAUGGAGGAGAUGGCGCUGGCCGAGGAGCAGCUGCGUGCCCGCCGGGAGGAGCAGGAGCGCCGCAGCCCUCUGGGCAGUGCCAGAGCUACUAAAAUCUACACCCCUGGGCGGAAGGAGCGGGGCGAGCCCCUGACACCAGGACACACUCCAGCACGCUUUGGCCUCUAAGGCAGCGGUGCCCGUUGCUUUGAAGCUUAAAGACUUUCAGGAGGAGCUGAGUCUUAGGAGUGUGGCCAGCCUCUCUGAUCACUGUACUCUCUGAGGCACUCUACAGCUUGUGGCCCAGAAAAGAUAUGGUGCUUGGCACUGAUUUUGCUACAGAACAGAAAAGACUUUAUUUUGUUUAAAAGUUGU
Neopsephotus bourkii (Bourke's parrot) is the source of this 2134-nucleotide messenger RNA. Its product is annotated as pre-mRNA-splicing factor ATP-dependent RNA helicase PRP16-like. The record is from RefSeq and is a predicted model, not a curated record. Lineage: Eukaryota; Metazoa; Chordata; Aves; Psittaciformes; Psittacidae.